AUGGUGCACUCUAAAGUUGUUAUUAUCGGCUCCGGCCCUGGCGCACACACCGCCGCCGUCUAUCUCGCUCGUGCUGAGCUCAAGCCCGUUCUCUACGAGGGUAUGCUCGCCAACGGCACCGCCGCCGGUGGUCAGCUCACCACCACCACUGAUAUCGAGAACUUCCCCGGUUUCCCCAGCGGUAUCGGUGGCGCCGAGCUGAUGGACAAGAUGCGCGCGCAGUCCGAGCGCUUCGGUACCGAGAUCAUCACUGAGACCAUCUCGCGCCUGGAUCUCUCGCAAAGGCCCUUCAAGAUGUGGACCGAGUGGUCCGAUGGCCCUAACGAUGCGCCUGCUCGCACCGCUGAUGCUGUUAUCAUUGCCACUGGUGCUAACGCUCGUCGUCUGAACCUGCCCGGCGAGGAGACCUACUGGCAGAACGGUAUCAGUGCCUGCGCUGUGUGCGACGGUGCUGUUCCUAUCUUCCGCAACAAGCCCCUCUAUGUCAUUGGUGGUGGUGACUCCGCUGCUGAGGAGGCUAUGUUCCUCACUAAGUACGGUUCCCACGUUACUGUUCUUGUCCGUCGUGACAAGCUGCGUGCCAGUAACAUUAUGGCUGAGCGCCUGCUCGCUCACCCUAAGUGUACUGUUCGCUUCAACACCGUUGCCACUGAGGUUCUCGGCCAGGAUGGCUUGAUGUCUGGCCUCCGUGUCAAGGACACCGUCAACGGUAACGAGGAGGUCGUUGAUGCUAACGGUCUGUUCUACGCCGUUGGCCACGACCCCGCUAGUGCCCUGGUCAAGGGUCAGAUCGACUUGGAUGAUGAGCAAUACAUUGUCACCAAGCCUGGUUCCAGCUACACCAGCAUGGAGGGUGUCUUUGCCUGUGGUGAUGUGCAGGACAAGCGCUACCGCCAGGCUAUCACCAGUGCCGGCUCUGGCUGUAUGGCUGCCCUGGAUGCCGAGAAGUACCUCUCCGAACUCGGCGAUGUUCCCCAGCCUAAGGAGAAGAUCUAA
Penicillium odoratum is the source of this 996-nucleotide messenger RNA. It is a transcript of the gene trr1, whose product is annotated as thioredoxin-disulfide reductase TRR1. NCBI's taxonomy places the organism in Eukaryota, Fungi, Ascomycota, Eurotiomycetes, Eurotiales, Aspergillaceae. The transcript has 3 exons. Gene Ontology annotation, molecular function: thioredoxin-disulfide reductase (NADPH) activity. The coding region runs from base 1 to 996 and encodes 331 amino acids. Gene Ontology annotation, biological process: removal of superoxide radicals. The record is from RefSeq and is a predicted model, not a curated record. Gene Ontology annotation, cellular component: cytoplasm.